This is a messenger RNA of Manduca sexta (tobacco hornworm), 4407 nucleotides long. RefSeq names its product alpha-1,3-mannosyl-glycoprotein 2-beta-N-acetylglucosaminyltransferase (gene gly). Bases 358 to 1677 code for a protein of 439 amino acids. Gene Ontology annotation, cellular component: Golgi apparatus. Gene Ontology annotation, molecular function: alpha-1,3-mannosylglycoprotein 2-beta-N-acetylglucosaminyltransferase activity. Gene Ontology annotation, biological process: protein N-linked glycosylation. Lineage: Eukaryota; Metazoa; Arthropoda; Insecta; Lepidoptera; Sphingidae. The record is from RefSeq and is a predicted model, not a curated record. The transcript has 9 exons.
AUUUGACAUUUGACAGUUGACGUGUCCAUUUGUCCUAGGGAUGUUUGUUGUGAUUUGUACAACAUAAAAAAUAUUUUUAUACCUGUUUUAGUACUUUAACAUCCAAUUUUACGACAAAUUACAAUUUUUUAGAACGUUACUUUCCACGUGUAUAUGCAUUGCACAGUGAUCUGGAGACCUUUUCUGUGAUUUUUCAUCUCAUAAUUUUAAAUUUGAUAAUGUUUUCUUUUGAAACAAUUAUUUCACCGUGUUUACUUUAUAAUAAUUACCUUUUCCAGUCGUGAGUUAUAACAUACGUGGUUCGGUUAUGAAUGUAAUUUUUUUUAAUUAACCGCUAAUAAACUAAUAUUAAUAAAAAUGCGCGUGAAUAUACGAAAAUUGCUUUUUGCCGGUGGUGUCUGCAUUUUACUGUGGUUCCUAGUUUCCUUCUCCUCUAUAAUAGACGUUCCAAGGUCGGCCUUGGGCAGAAACCAUGUGAAUGAAUUUGAAAAUAGAAUCAAUAGACUCCAAAAAAAAUUAGAUGAACAAGUGGAAGAUAGCAAUUUACUGUUAGAGAAAGUGAAGAAGCAUUUAAAGAAGACUGAACUUGCCAAAGAGGAUGAUGUGGACAAUAUAGAAGUUGUUAAAAUGAACCCCAACCCGAUUUUGCCCGUACUGGUGAUCGCAUGCGACAGAGUGACUGUGAAGCGGUGUCUCGACAACCUGGUCAAGUUCCGACCCAACAAAGAGACAUUCCCGAUCAUCGUUAGCCAAGACUGCGGCCAUAACGCCACCUACCAAGUCAUCAAAAGUUUCACUGAUGCGGACUCUUCGAUAUCGGUGGUCCGCCAACCUGACCUCUCAGAGAUACCGCUGCACAGGUCAGAGGUCAAGUAUAAAGGGUACUUCAAGAUAGCGCGCCAUUAUAAGUUCGCGCUCAACUAUGUGUUCAAAACGCUGGGCCACGAGGCGGUCAUCAUUGUUGAGGAUGACUUGGACGUGUCGCCUGAUUUCUUCGAGUAUUUCCUUGGCACUUAUCCUCUUCUUUACAAGGAUUCUAGUUUAUGGUGUAUAUCAGCAUGGAAUGACAACGGCAAGAAAGGUGUGAUCGACAUGUCCAGGCCGGAGUUAUUGCACAGGACAGACUUCUUCCCGGGGCUAGGUUGGUUGCUCAGGCAGGACACGUGGCGUCAGCUGGAACCCAAGUGGCCACCAGGAUUCUUUGAUGACUGGUUGAGGAAUCCGGAGAAUACGCAAGGAAGGGCUUGCAUUCGACCGGAGAUAUCCAGAACUUAUUCUUUUGGAAAGGUGGGCGUGAGUAAAGGCCUGUUCUUCGACAUGCACCUGCGCAACAUACUGCUCAACACGGAAUUCGUAGAGUUCACUAAACUUAACCUGACUUAUUUGCUCAAGGAUUUCUACGACGACGCUCUCACGUCUACGGUGUACUCUCUCCCGGAGAUGAGUGCGGAGGACGUGGUGCUGGGCGCCGACAGCAGCAGCACCGCCAUCAGGGUCUCCUACUCCAACGCGAAGACCUACCAACGAGCCGCCAAGAAACUCGGCCUCAUGGACGAUUUUAGGAGUGGCGUGCCCCGCACAGCGUACCGCGGCAUCGUGACGUGCUUCAUACGCGGCCGGCGCGUGUACCUCGCGCCCGACUACCAGUGGAGCAAGUACGACCCCGCGUGGGGCUAGCGACCCCCUGCCCGCCCGGGCGGCGCAUGCUACCAUAAGCCGAAUCACAUCUGCGCAGGCGGCAUGACAUGUAAUAUGUAAAAUAAUUAAAAUUUUAUUGUAUAAAAUCUGCGUGUGCGCAACUCUAAACGUUUUCUAACAUCACAAAAACCAUUUGUUCUGCGUUGGGUUAUGUUGAGCUCUGUGCUCUCCCCAAUUCCGAGUUCAUGUGACGAAGUAUUAUAUUAUCGUCGGUGCAAGUCUAAAAAGACAUUUUCAGCGCGUGUGUAUAAAUUAUACGUCUUUGUUGUCAUCAGGUUGUUAAAAUAGGAGUCAAAUUAAAAUUACUAUGAAGUCAUACAAAGCUAAUAUCAUUUUUUCGAGAUCCCUUCAAAUUUUAUAUGACACAUCUAUCCUCAACAUCUUUUAGGGGUAUAUUAUAAAAACUAUUUUCAGUAAAUAAUAUAAUUUUGAUUUUAUUUGAAAACAUAGCAUUCUUCUAUUUUUUUCAUUUAUGUGUUUAUAUGAUUAUGUAAUCCAAAUUAGGGGAAAAUACAACUAUAUUGACCAAUGCUUCCUGUAUUCUUGACGCAUAAAUGGUAAAAAAAAACAAUAAAAAUAUACAUCUCCACUUUAAGGUGUAAAGACAAAUAGUAACCAUUAACACUUCCAUGCGAGAAAGAACCAUACUUAAUUAUAUUGUCUUGGAUCGGCGUACCCAGCUUUCAACCUAGAAGUCGUAUGCCAAUGUAUGCCUGAUAAUCGCUCUUUAUACAACCCUUUCUCUAUGAACUAAUUAUUGUUAUAAAUAAAUUAUUUUGUUAUCCUACUAAUAUGACUGUGACAGUUUGUGAAGAUUUUUGUAUAUAAAUUAGAAUAAACUGUAAAAUGGAUUUGGAUGAAAUUUGGCGCAGAAGUAGACUAAAUUCUGGAUUAAAAUAUUUACAUAUUGCUUCCCGUAUAAUGGAUGAUGGACCUUUUAUUCCUGUAAAAGACUUCUACGGGGUAGGAGUUGCGAGCAAGAAUAACUUGAUGUAAUUUUCUGAUUAUAAUGUAUAUAUGGUUAUUUCUAAAAACACGACAUUUCGUAUGAUAAACGUAAGUGACGCGGUUGGCGGACUCUGCCAUAUAUGUUGUUAUAAAAUUAAAUGUAAUUAAAAUAGUGACAUUCUAAUAUAUAUCGAUGAAUCGUAACUGUAAGCCUCUAUUUAUGGACCCAGUUGUCAUCUAGCACCAAAUACUCAUUAGUAGUAGAUAAAUAGCAGGGUUGGACUAUCGCACAGGUUGGCUAUUGCGACAAUACUGUAUACUUACUGUAUAUACCCUGCUACUGAAGCCAGUUUUUGAUAUUUAAGGACCAUGUAAAAUACCACUAUCACCAGUAAUAAUUUUAUCAGUCUGGAUAAAUAUUUCAAUGAUAAAUAUAUUGUUAAAAUACAUAUUAUAAUUAUAUUUUGUUAGGAUGUAUAUUUGAGGUCUAUUCUGCACGGACAAUACUGGCUGCGUUAUUGUUUACACAACAAUUUAAAUGUACAGUCGGUUUGAGAGUCAUAUAUUUACUUACAUGUAUGAAAUUGUUUUAUUAAAAUGUAUUAUUUCGAAAUAAGGGUCUUAAAAUAUUGUUAAUGUAAAUUUUAGUCAUCUAAUUAAUAUCAAUUUUAUUUCUACUGUGCGACACCAUUCUAAAUAGUAAUUAUGUUAAAGUUAUAAGGUUGCGAGAACAGUCGGUAAGUGUAACAUUUUAUAGUCAUCAACUUGACUCGACGAAAAUCUCAGUGUAAUUAUUCAGAGUUAUAUUGAGAAGAUAUUUGAUGUGAAUAAAUCAGUUCAAAUUAGAAAACAAAUGGUGAAUGUUAUAUAAUUAAUAAUAAUAUUAUCAUAUAAAAUAUUGUUUUGGGCUGAUUAUAGAUUUAAUCAUCAGAUAUAAGUUAAAGAAAAAUAAAAAACAAAACGUUUGCAUGAAUAAAAUAGUUGAAUUGUUUCACUAUUUGUUCAGUCUUCGGUCAAGCUAUAAUUUAUUGGAAAGAUAACUGUUAUCUGAUAAUUAUUGUAAAAUCAGCCUAUCAGUGGCGUAACUAUGCUGUAUAGGGCCCGUGGGAAGUUAACCGAAUUGGGCCUACCAUAAAAGUCUAUACCUGUAUAGAUUUUUACAGCGAGUUUUUUUUUACGUCCUAAACACACCAAAAACCUAAAGUGAAUUUUACAAAAUUUUGGGCCCCUUUAAAUCCGGGCCCCGUGACAGUUUGCCCGUCAUGUCACCCUAUAGUUACGCCAUUGCAGUCCGUUAUGAUUGUAUGUCACGUGAUUAUGAAUGUAAAUGCCAAGUUCAUAUUUCUGUAAUUAGAAGAUACGUAUUUAGAAGGAAGAAGUGGGAAAUGUGUGUAAAAUCUUUGUAAUUAUUUUGUUAUUGUUCACAAUUUUAAAGCAAUGAUGUAUGACUUUACAUAUUGUUUUACUGCAAUCCGGUUUUAUUUCUUCGUAAAUCAUAUUAGGGAUCCCGCUACUAAAGGCAGUAAUGAUAAAGUCCAUCACCUAAAAAGGAUUAGUGAAUUUAAAAAAUAUAUAUUUAUAUUCAAAUGCUUUUGAUAGACUAAAGUUUCUCACCCCCUUCCAAAUACGUAUCUGUGUAAACUAUUUUCUACACAAAAGCCGUUAAAGACUGUGAUGCAUUGUAUAUAUUGCUAAAUAUAAAUUAUAAAUAUUUGCGUGUAAUAUAGCCUGUUUAAUAAUUAAUAUAUUAAUGGUUUUGUU